AUGGGCGUCUAUUGCAGGCUCAUUUUAUGUUUGGAUCCUAGCAGUUCGCAAUUCGGUACAAUGGAGGUGUCUACUCAUCAGAAUCAUUCUAUACCGUCAUUUCAAUGCUAUUCGCAUUGUGAAGACGAAUCAGAUGCGACGUUUAAUAGUGUUUGUAUGAACGACUACGAAUUUCAUGCCAAUUUUAUGAACUGUGGAGACGAAUGUUCCUCACUGGGUCACUCUGCUGCUCCAUCGCUCGAAGAUGGUGCUUAUCAAAGCUCGGAUGAUUCGGAAGAACUUGCAGAUUAUUCGAGCGAGUCAGGAUUCCGAGAACGAACGAAAAGCGGAUGUUUGGAGUUCACAGCUUCGACAGAAAUGUUACGCAUUCGUUUUCCAUUCCAGUCCAUAAGCGUGCGCCUUUCGGACUUUCUUUGUCUGCAGGAAAAUGAUUUGCUCAACGACACGAUUGUUGAUUUCUAUCUCAACCAUGUCGUCGAACACGUUCUUCCUGACGAGCCGAACAAGCGUAUCACUGUCCUUCCAUCGGUAUUUUGGCACAAUUUAUCUAUUCUUCAAAGUGGAGUUAUGGCUGACGAAGCUAAUAACACUUUAACUGAUGAUCAGAGGCUGGACGCCCGUUUUGGCGAUGUUCUCGAUUUCGUUGAGGACUUUGACUUUAUCGAUGUUGACUAUAUCGUCGUCCCUGUGAAUGAGUGGGAACACUGGUCAUUGGUAAUAGUGUGCCAUCCUUAUACCGCACGUGCAAGGAUGCUCUGUUUCGAUUCGCAGCUCACGGACGAUCUUAAUAACUUGCAAAAUAUUGCUGACCUUUGCGAUGAUUUUCUCAAGUAUGUAUGGCUUCGGCGCCGUAUGUAUCCGCAUUGCUCUGAAGAACGAAUGCGUUGCAUAAUCCCAGAAAAUCUGCCUCAACAAGGAAACAAUUUCGAUUGUGGAUUGUAUAUCGUCGAGUUUGCGCGCCGAUUCCUUCUGGCACCUCCACGCAAUCUGGACGCUUUCAAUUUCUGCGUUGAGUAUCCGGACUUUACGGUUAAGAACAAACGACGGGAUAUCCAACACGCCGUUUUAUCGCUCUGUUCGAAUCGGGAAUUGUGGACCCCGAUUCUUGAUUUGUUGAACAGGAAAUUGUGA
Messenger RNA from Necator americanus (New World hookworm), 1131 nucleotides. RefSeq lists its product as uncharacterized. Gene Ontology annotation, biological process: proteolysis. The record is from RefSeq and is a predicted model, not a curated record. NCBI's taxonomy places the organism in Eukaryota, Metazoa, Nematoda, Chromadorea, Rhabditida, Ancylostomatidae. The transcript has 9 exons. Gene Ontology annotation, molecular function: cysteine-type peptidase activity. Bases 1 to 1131 code for a protein of 376 amino acids.